Molecule: messenger RNA, 10131 nt
Organism: Vicugna pacos (alpaca)
Lineage: Eukaryota; Metazoa; Chordata; Mammalia; Artiodactyla; Camelidae
Source: RefSeq, a predicted model, not a curated record
UGUAUGUGACAGCAGGUGCCUCUUGUACCGUGUCCUUUACCGCUGUGUCCCCUCCGCUUAGUCAACCCCCGGGCACAUAGUAGGUCCUCAAUCAAUAUUUGCUGAAUGGUUUACUUACCAUGUACUCUUGAAGGUUUGCUUGCCUGAUAAUAAUUUAAGUAAUUUUUAAAUUUGCGGGAAACAUGACUACAGGGAUCCAAUGGCUGAAUCCCAGCUCCCGCAGCGGUUCAUUCGAGCAUCUUCGGUGCCAGGAGGCCUGCCAGCGAUGACCUUUCUUUUUUCUGCCCUCCUCCUUCCUCCCGUCUCCAGGAGGUAGAGGACCCAGUGGUCACGAGGUCGCGACAGUCCGCGCUGCGGUGGAGACGAGCGGGACGCGGGGAGAGAACUACAUUUCCCAGCUGACUCCCGUGCGCGCGCCCCUGCCCGCGCGCAGGGGGCGAGUGCGCCAGGCGCUCGCUCCCCGCAGAGCGCUCGUCGCCCGCCGGAGCUUCUGCCAGGAGAUGAGGUGGGAGGCGCUAAAAACCACUUAGCUAUAGCCAACCGCCCAAUGCAGCACUCGCUCGCUCCCCCCGCCAGCGGAAGCGCCCGCGGAGCACAAUGCAGCACUGAGGUAGCGCCGCGGUGGAGGCUGCAGCGCCGCGGCCGCCGCAGCACCGGCUAGGGCUGGGAGGGGGCGGCCCAGGCGAGCCGGGGGCCCCGGGCGCAGGAUCCGGACCCGGCUGCCCGGGCAUGAGGAGCUGAGCGUUUCGGGCGAGGCCGGCUGACAGGCAACACCAUGCAGGCGGCGGCGGCGGUUGUGACCGUGCCCUUCGUGCUGCUGUGCGCUCUGGGGACCUGUCCCCUGACGCGCUGCGGGCGGCCAGGAGACGCCUCGUUGACAGAGAUGGAGAGGAGGAACGAAAACCGCUUCCUGGAGCGCCAGAGCAUCGUUCCACUCCGGCUCAUCUACCGCUCCGGCGGUGAAGACGAAAGUGGGCACGACGAGCUCGACACGCGUGUGCGGGGCGACCCCGGCGGCGGGCAGUUGACUCACGUUGACCAGGCAAGCUUCCAGCUGGAUGCCUUUGGAACAUCGUUUAUUCUUGAUGUCCUGCUAAACCAUGAUUUGCUGUCCUCUGAGUACGUAGAGAGACACAUCGAACAUGGAGGAAAGACUGUGGAAGUGAAAGGAGGAGAACACUGUUACUACCAGGGCCACAUCCGAGGAAACCCUGUCUCAUUUGUGGCAUUGUCAACAUGCCAUGGACUUCAUGGGAUGUUCUAUGAUGGGAACCACACCUAUCUCAUUGAGCCGGAAGAAAAUGACACCUCCCAAGAGGAUUUCCGUUUUCAUUCGGUUUACAAAUCCAGACUGUUUGAAUUUCCCUUGGAUGAUCUUCCAUCUGAAUUCCAACGAGUAAACAUCACUCCACCCAAAUUUAUUUUGAAGCCAACACCAAAAAGGAGUAAACGGCAGCUUCGUAGACGUCCUCGUAAUGUAGAAGAGGAAACCAAAUAUAUUGAACUGAUGAUUGUGAACGAUCAUCUCAUGUUUAAAAAACAUCGGCUCUCAGUUGUACAUACCAACACGUAUGCGAAAUCUGUGGUGAACAUGGCGGAUUUGAUAUAUAAAGACCAACUUAAGACAAGGAUAGUAUUGGUUGCCAUGGAAACCUGGGCGGCUGACAACAAGUUUGCCAUAUCUGAAAAUCCAUUGAUCACCCUGCGUGAGUUUAUGAAAUACAGGAGGGAUUUUAUCAAAGAGAAAAGUGAUGCAGUUCACCUUUUUUCGGGGAGUCAAUUUGAGAGUAGCCGGAGCGGGGCGGCUUAUAUUGGUGGGAUUUGCUCGUUGCUGAAAGGAGGAGGCGUGAAUGAAUUUGGUAAAACGGAUUUAAUGGCAGUUACACUCGCCCAGUCACUAGCGCAUAAUAUUGGUAUUAUCUCAGACAAAAGGAAGUUAGCAAGUGGCGAGUGUAAAUGUGAGGACACAUGGUCUGGAUGCAUAAUGGGGGACACAGGGUAUUAUCUUCCUAAGAAGUUCACCCAGUGUAAUAUUGAAGAGUAUCAUGACUUCCUGAAUAGUGGAGGUGGUGCCUGCCUUUUCAAUAAACCUUCUAAGCUUCUUGAUCCUCCUGAAUGUGGCAAUGGCUUCAUUGAAACUGGAGAGGAGUGUGACUGUGGGACCCCGGCAGAAUGUGUCCUUGAAGGAGCAGAGUGUUGUAAGAAAUGCACCUUGACUCAAGACUCUCAAUGCAGUGAUGGUCUUUGUUGUAAAAAGUGCAAGUUUCAGCCUAUGGGAGCUGUGUGCCGAGAAGCAGUAAAUGAUUGUGAUAUUCGUGAGACCUGCUCAGGAAAUUCAAGCCAGUGUGCCCCAAAUAUUCAUAAAAUGGAUGGCUAUUCAUGUGAUGGUGUUCAGGGAAUUUGCUUUGGAGGAAGAUGUAAAACCAGGGAUAGACAGUGCAAAUACAUCUGGGGGCAAAAGGUGACGGCAUCAGACAAAUACUGCUAUGAGAAACUGAAUAUUGAAGGGACGGAGAAGGGUAACUGUGGAAAAGACAAAGACACAUGGAUACAGUGCAACAAACGUGGAAUCCCAUUUUCUUUUUGCUCUCAAUUUAUUUUUAGUGGUGGGCAUGUUAAGCUCGAAGAAGAUGUAGACCUUGGCUAUGUGGAAGAUGGAACACCCUGUGGUCCCCAAAUGAUGUGCUUAGAACACAGAUGUCUUCCCGUGGCUUCCUUCAACUUCAGUACUUGCUUAAGCAAUAAAGAAGGCACUGUUUGUUCAGGAAAUGGAGUUUGCAGUAACGAGCUGAAGUGUGUGUGUAACAGACACUGGGUGGGUGCAGACUGCAGCACUUUCUUCCCUCACAAUGAUGAUGCAAAGGCUGGUAUUACUCUGUCUGGCAACGGUGUUGCUGGUACCAAUAUCAUAAUAGGCAUAAUUGCUGGCACCAUUUUAGUGCUGGCCCUCAUUUUAGGAAUAACAGCAUGGGGUUAUAAAAACUAUCGAGAACAGAGACAGUUACCCCAGGGAGAUUAUGUAAAAAAGCCUGGAGAUGGCGACUCUUUUUAUAGCGACAUUCCUCCUGGAGUCAGCACAAACUCAGCAUCUAGUUCUAAGAAGAGGUCAAACGGACUCUCUCAUUCUUGGAGUGAAAGGAUUCCAGACACAAAACAUAUUUCAGACAUCUGUGAAAAUGGGCGACCUCGAAGUAACUCUUGGCAAGGUAACCUGGGAGGCAACAGAAAGAAAAUCAGAGGAAAAAGAUUUAGACCUCGGUCUAAUUCAACUGAGUAUUUAAACCCAUGGUUCAAAAGAGACUAUAAUGUAGCUAAGUGGGUAGAAGAUGUGAAUAAAAACACUGAAGGACCAUACUUUAGGACUUUAUCUCCUGCCAAAUCUCCUUCUUCGUCAACUGGAUCUAUUGCUUCCAGCAGAAAAUACCCCUACCCAAUGCCUCCCCUGCCCGAUGAGGAGGAGAAAGUGAACCGACAAAGUGCCAGGCUAUGGGAGACAUCCAUUUAAGAUCAACUGUUUACAUGUGAUACAUCGAAACUGUUUACUUCAACUUUUAUAGAAAGAAACCCAGCCUCACGGAAUCACUGCAAAUCUAUCUGCUCUUCAGACAAUUCGAAAACAUCACUGAAUGCCACAGAGGGGAGGAAGUCGAGUCUCACAUCUGGAUAUCACUUUCUUUUUGUCAUUGGCUUAGGAUUUAACUGAACCAUGAAGAGAACCACUGAAAUGUGACACUAUAACAUGGAACAGUAAAGGUACUGGUAUGUUCAUGGAUAAUCCGCAUGACAGAUACAUGUAGAAAUAUCACUAAACUUAACUCACACGACCCAAAUGUAGCAAGUUUCCUAAGGGACAGUAGUGGAUUCAGAACUUGCCAUUCUGAAGCCCAUCCUCAUUGUAGACAGUAAUGCUCUGUGCAUGAAGCUUCUGUUUAUUGUUUUCCACAUUUAAGGAAACAACAUCUCAUAAUAGAAACUAGCAUGCAGGGCUAAGGCAUCUAGGGUUUUUCUCUGCAGGACUUUAAAGCUUGAGAGGCCAAUAUCCUAUGCGCUCACUGUAAACAUGUAUUUUUUAUUUUAUUUUAUUUUUUACUUUUCAUAUUUAUUAUCAGCAUCCAAGGACCAUUGUACAUAUGUAAACAUUUUUAAAAUUAAAAAAAAAGCAGCUGUUACACACAAAUGUAUUUUGCCAAAUGCCUAACGACAGUCAGUCACCAUCAUCCACCAGAUGGUCUUUAAAGAUUAUAAGCAGAUGAUGUUGUAAAUAUCGUAGUCAGUGCUGUAUAUGUGUCUCCCUAUAAUUGAUACUUGUCCAAAACAUGUGAUAUCCCUUUAAGCUGUGUGCAGUCCAGAGGCAGUUUUAUUGAGUAAUUAAUUGAACAAGAGAACAAAAUGCCCAGUAAAACCUAGGGCCUUUGCAGCCUGCUGGGCCAGGAAUCCGGUGGUGCCGCUGCUGUCCGGCCUCCAGGUGCGCCACUGUUCCCUGGGAAUCCUCCAGCCUGUCCCCUUUCCUUCUGGGGGCUUCAGUGCCUGCCUCAGCACCUAUUAGUUCUCGGUUCCAGAGCACACCUGCUGACCUCACCCUGGGGGCCUGCGAGCCCCACAGCAGCGUGUCCUGCUGGGAUUAAGCAAGUGCACCAAAGACAUGGGAGACCACAGCUGCUGCAGCACUGGUAGCCUCCGACAUGCCAGUCCUCAGACCCUUUGUGGCCUAAACUUUGGUUCUUUUACAAAACUUUUUAGCCAUCCUUAUUUGUGACAUGAAUGACUUGUUUUAGUACAAACAACUUUUACCCUGUUUGUUAAGGGUUUUUUAUCAGCGGUGGGAUAUGAGUCCCAACAGGUCAUUCUGCACUGACUUGUAUGUAAGUGGUGGAAGUUUCCACCAGCUGGGCUGGGAAGCCGCAACAGGCCACCGAGGGUUGACAGAAACAUAAAACCAGGAGUGCGCAGCCAUGGUGAAGUCACCCAAACAGCUGUCACAGGGAAGAAUCUGACGUUCUGAACUCUGUAUUUUUUUAAUCCAUGGGAAAGUAAGAAAUCUACUUUAAAUCCCCUUCUUUAAAACCAAAGUUUGAUGGCUGUCAUUGUGCAGCUCUAUCAUUCUGAAAGAAAACUUCUCUCGGGAGGCUACACUAGUAAGCUCAGAAAUUGAUGGGAUCAGUCAAAUUCUUUGUUGUGACCAGUAACUCUGAAUUUCCUCAUUUUCUCUCCUUGGUCUUGAGAGGAAUAGAAUAUGCAGAUAAAAUUUUAGAAAUGUCCUCUAAAUUUGAUCUCUCCCAGUAGUGUCCAAGGACAAGGUCCAUUUCAUCUCCACGUGUAAUGAUCUUGGAGGCCUACACUGAAUGGCUCAGUUAGAAGGCGGUGUUCUAUACUCUGUGUUUAUGGCUUCUCUAAAGGACCUCUCUUCUGAAAGUCUGAAAACAUUUGAAAACAGUUUAAUCCACCAAAAUGAUAGACAGCAUUUUUUCAUGACAGGAAGGGAUGUGAUUGUCAAGACAACAAUAAAUGAUCCAUCAGAGACUAAAGUCUGGAUGAGCAGUGGGUGGUGUGUUGCCACGGAGCUCAGCCGAGGACAGGAGGGCAGACAGAUUUAAAGAUGUAGCAAAGAAAGUGGCUUUUGCCCAACAUCACUUUUAUGUGCACUGAACGUUUUCUGGAAUUGAGUGUAUAAAAGGCUAAUGUUAUAAGGUUUAUUUUGACUAUAAUAGAGUUUAUAGAUUUGAAUGUAAGGUACCUCGUGUAAAUACGCUUCCUAGUUACGGUUACACAUCCCUGAUUUGGAAGAAUCCACAAGUAAUUAGCUAUGUAGUCAACAGAUCCCUUCCCCCUUCUCCCUCUUUCCUCACCUUCUCAAUUAUUUUUACUUGAAAAUGACUAUUUCAAGUGAAAACUCAUUACCUGUGCCUUUUGGGAGACAUGGUGGCUCUAGAGGUACAUAGCUUAUAGUCAGCUUCCUCAGUAAUAACCUUCACAGGGAACUGACCGAAAAGUGUUUUGUUUGCAGAGAGAUUAUGAUUUUAUAGUAGCUUUAAUGUGCUAUUCUGGAUAUCUGCUCUCGACAGGGAUGCUUAAACAUUCUUACAGCCAUUUGCAGAAUUCUUUGACAAGUUUAUCAUUUCUGUAGAUAGUUUUGAGAAGUACCCAUCCAUGUGCUUAUGGUUGGUGUUUUUAGAUGUAUUAAAGCUAAAUAUUCAUGGCUUUUCAUCCACUGAGGCAGAGAAAAUGGACUCAUGGCACUAAACACAAGCACAGCAUUAUUUUUAUUAUUUUUUUGGAUAUUUAUUUUGGAGAGGAACUUUGAGGCCACAUAGUAGUUUAUAUCAUGCAACAAAUAUUUAUACACCCCAGUCAACUAUAGGACUAUUAUACCAAGCAGAGAAAAGCAGUUGUUUGGCCUUUAUGUUCCAUUGUAUGCCUUUUUCCUCUCUUUCUAAAGUUUUGUGUGUAGAUAAGACUUCAGAUUGACGGCUCUGCAACCUGAGAUGUUCCAUUUACCCAUGGUCAUUCCAGUGCAGUAAACUCUGAUUUAAGGAAACACUUUUCAAUCUCUCCACUAAGAGUGUCCACAAAGGAGGUGUGGGUACCAGGGAGCCCCGAGGGAACAGACGGGUCAGACUGACUGGCCUCUGUGCGGCCGGCCAGUCUUUCUUUAGACGGGAAGUGGCAUCCUCCCCUGGGGUCUCCCAGCUAGAAAGCGAUCCCCUGGCCACAUGUCAUCUGUGGAAAGGAAUAAACUCUGUUUAAACAGUGAGGCAUCAUUAGGGCUUUCAACUUGCUGUGGUUGCUGUAGUUUCUAAAGAAAUCUAGUGCUGCUCCUUAAAAAAAAAAAAAAAGAAAAAAGUUGACUAAUAAAGUAGAUGCAAGGUUAAAAUGCCGAACAUAUGUUUCAGUUUGAUAUAUAGGUGCUUUAUUAAGUGAGGCUACAGUUUCUCUGUUUCUCUCACCCUUGCUUUAAAAAGGCUUUUAAAUUGUGUUAAUACAUAACGUCAAUCCAGCAUAGAUUCCUGAACGUAAGAUUGACAGGGUUUCUAAAAGAAGUUGCUGAAAAGGCAGAACUAGGUGUUGCACGCACUUCCACAGAAGGACAGUUUAUGUUUGAAUUCUAAAACAAGGCUUGUAUUUCUUACAUUUCUCUUUUUCCUGUUGAUCCUCUUGCAGAUUUGCAUAAUUGAAUCUAGUCCUUUGUCUUAUAUCUCUUGUGGCUCCUUUACCUGUUACAUUUUUAGAUUUUCUUCUUUACUUUUUAUAGUUACGUAUAGGCCAGAGCAAAUACGGUAUUUCUAAUCACUUCCAGUGUUUCAAAAUCAAGUUUAUUUACUAAUCUCAUCCGUUCUUUAUUUCCUGUUGUCAUGGCUCUAUUUUAACAUUUAUAUUUAGUGCUUUAAAUAUUACCUUGUGUUACUAAACAUGGUAAUACAUCCCUACCUAAAGAGAAGACUAUUUUAUUUUACUUUAUUUUACUUCAACUUAAAGGAAAAGGAAUUUAUUGGAAUUUACUGAGUAGCUUGCUGGGUAUUUGGGACGGACAGAACAGUGAAGCACGGAGUAAACGUGAUGAAGGCGUGAAGGGAGGCAGGACAGCUCCCCGCCAGCCUGAUAGGACGCCUCCUGUGGGCAGCAUGUUUUAAAUGCCAUCCUACCAGUCAGUAAAUUGGCAUGAAUUUUGCCUGAAACGCUCUGACUCCCAUCUGCAAGCCUUAUUAUCUACUUUUUAUGCUUCUAAUUAUCUUUUUCCUUUCAUGUCUGUGUUUUCCUCUAAAACCUGACACUCAAAUGCUUUUUUUUCUUAAAUGAAUUUCUUACUCUGUCAGCUUAAAAUAAAUAUGAAGCAAAUAUUGCUAUGGAAUAGGGCUCAACUGGUGGCUCCAGCUUUUAACUUUUCCAAAUGGAUAAGACUAUUCUGAUUUCAGAGGCAGCAACUUUUCCUCCAGCACAGGCUAGCUUCGUAACGGCUUCUCCUGUGUACUGGAUCGCCAGGCCCCCAGCCGGCUCUGAUGAGAAUCAGCUGAGAUGCCGCCCACUGGGCUCUGCGGGCGCCGGGCAGGGGUGGGGUGGGGUUCACAGCAGCCACACCUGCUAGGAACCUUUGGCACAUGCUUUGUGGGCAGGUGUUUUUAAUUCUAGGAGGAAUUUUCAACCAGGCCUGCAAAUGCGGAGCAAGGAAAGAUGCAGCGGGACCUUGGAAAUCAGGAGAUAAUACUUCUGUUAAUAUUUUAUUCGUUGCUUUGUCAGAGUCCCCCAAAUGGAGUAUCUUCUGGUUCAGUUUAGAUGUAGAAAAACAAAAACCUGCCCAGUAUUUUUGUCUUCAGUAUCCAGAGCCUGACCAACAGUAAGCAUCCUCACUGUGGGUUUGAGAGAUCUUUCCUCACUACUUCCAAAGUGGCUCCACCUCCAGUAGUGGUCAGCUCUUUUCUCCUGACUAGGAACUUUGACUGCCAUGAAGGUAAGUCCCUUCUUUGCUUAAAGUGGCCCGUGGGGAACCACUGAGGUGCGGGACCAGGGGCUAGAGGCACUUUGCGUGGAUCGUGCAGUUUGCGAAGUCACUGAGAGACUGGUUCUCAGGGUGUGUUUCAGGAUGUGGAGGAGGUGAGCAGCAGCGAGCCUUGGGAGGUUGUGGGGCAUUCAGCCCCCGCAGGGGAGCAGAAAGCUGAGCCACACAAAGAGCUCAGAAGCCAAGAGCACAAGUUGGCCACUGGUGGUGUGGUAGGGAGAGAGGUGCCGAGUGCCUACGGCAGGCCUGUGUGCCUUGCAGUUUUACUGAGUGUUGGCUGUAUGAAUACUCCAUUGUCCAGGUGCGAUGGGCCAGUCACUCCUGCCUGGUGAGUCCCUGUUGCAUUGUCCAUAGAACCUGUAUCGUACCUGGAGGUACUUCAAAGCUGGCAAGGUUUUGGUUUAAGGACAUCAUCAUUUCAUGUUUUUUAGGUAUCCUUGAAAUCAAAAUGAGGAAACAAGUGUGUUUUGUUUUUGUUUUUUACAAAAAGGCAUACAAUGAGACUAGUGACGUGAAGAUAAUGUGCUCACAAAUUUAUCAAUACAGCUUUUAAAGAGUUCAUGAAGAAAAGGGCAUUUUCCUCUCAAGUUAAAAAAAUACACGUGCAUAUAAUACUAAUCUACGUUUACUUUAGGGCUUAGCCUCUCUUUUUACGAAGUUUCAGAUGUAGAUUUGUGUUUUGGUAGUCAGGCUCUAAAAAAAUUGCAAACAGCCCCCAAAAUCUUUAAACCCAGAGGUGCUAAGUUAUACCAGAUGACACCAAACAGAAAGUGCUGAUAGGAAUUAAUACAUUUAUUCAGUAAUAACACAAGAAUUCUUGCUAAAUUAUACAUGUGUAUCACUGCCUGCUGAGAAACCCCACUUUUCUUUUCUAAUCCAGCACAAAAUCCAACUGUGAUUCUACAGCCAGUCUUUUUACUAUGUAAAAAUGACCCAACAUCUUUGUUUUGUAUGGAAGGCUUUUUUUUUUAAACACUAAUUUCAAAAGUGCUCAGCAAAUGUUUAUUCAGAAUAAUAAGCAUGUACUCCUUUUUUAACUUGCUGGAAGAGACUUGCCCCUCCAACCACACAUCACAAAAAGACAACUCAACUCCUUUUAGAAACUGAGCAUUUUACCUAAACAGAGCAGUUUGUAUGUUUGCCAAAGUAGGUCUCACUCGUGUUCUCCAUGUCCCUCAUCUUCAAGGGGUGAUGUUCUAUCUACAGCUAGCGGAAGCCACUUGGUGGGGAAGUGUUGACAGCAGCACGGUUUCACUUUCGGUAACCAGGGAAUCACGUGUAUAUACUUAGGUUGGCUUCUUUUUAAUGUUAUAGUCUCUCCGCUACUCCGCACUUGGGGUUCGUCAGCUAUCUGAAACAUUACUGGGUUUUGGCAAACAGCAACUGAAACAUACAUGGCAGCUGCUUUCCAGAGCAAGCGCGAUUUGGUUCAUGGCUGUUCAAGUUAUAACGUUGUUCUUAUGCUGUAGGUCAACAAAAUCUUGCUGUUUUUAAAGGUCACUGUUAACAUAAGGUUCAAAUCUCUGGCACAAUUUUAUUAGUGUUCACUUCUGAAGCUAAUAAGGUACCACAGUUUUCUAUGUUACUCUUCAUUGUAACAUCAAUAAAGUGACUUUCAAUAAAAGAUUUAUGUUAUUUUG